Messenger RNA from Paramisgurnus dabryanus, 3727 nucleotides. RefSeq names its product phospholipid phosphatase 6 (gene plpp6). The record is from RefSeq and is a predicted model, not a curated record. Lineage: Eukaryota; Metazoa; Chordata; Actinopteri; Cypriniformes; Cobitidae. Gene Ontology annotation, molecular function: sphingosine-1-phosphate phosphatase activity.
GAGCUGCUGUUUAAAGAUGGCGCUGUACGGUGCAACAGUCCGAUCGUUUCGUUAAUACCUGUAAAACCAUGAUCUGAAAACGAGACGCUUUAAAGAUUUAGUCAAACACUGAAGACACUGCAAUAAUAUUAUACUAACGUUUCUUGGCAUUAGUGAAUUAAAAUGCCUUCACCUAAAGUGCGGAACAGCCCUGGGCGCAGCGUCCCGUGUCCCGGUGGAAACGGACGCAACGAGUUCAUUUCUCUGAGCCGAACUCCCCCGCCGCACCUGCUGCAGAGACAGGGCUCCGACCCCACAUCUGCUCGGCUCCGAGCCUCCGAGAGCCCCAGCCGACGAAGGGGAUCGGGUUCGUCUACCUCCUCCACCGGCGGACAGCAGUUACCGGAGGAAGACUGUAUGAAAUUAAACCCUUCUUUCAUUGAGAUAGCGCUCAGCUCUCUGUUGGCCAUCGACCUGUGGCUGUCGAAGCGUCUCGGUGUGUGCGCCUGCGAGGACUCAUCAUGGGGCAGCAUGCGGCCGCUCAUGAAGCUCAUCGAGAUCUCCGGUCACGGGAUCCCGUGGCUUGCCGGUGCCGUGUACUGCCUGUAUAAAAGCGACAGUGCCGCCGGCCAGGAGGUCAUGCUGAACCUGCUCAUGGCCUUGCUUCUAGACCUGGUGCUGGUUGGUAUUGUCAAGGCCGUAGUGCGGCGUCGACGUCCUUCCCAUAACCGCAUGGACAUGUUUGCCACAUUUUCUGUGGACCGCUAUUCCUUCCCGUCGGGCCAUGCCACACGUGCUGCAAUGUGUGCCCGCUUUCUUUUGGCCCAUCUGGUGCUGGCAGCCCCACUUCGGGUUCUCGUUCUGCUCUGGGCCACUUUUGUUGGUUUUUCAAGGGUUCUCCUUGGACGCCAUAAUGUUACUGAUGUUGCAUUUGGUUUUCUUAUGGGGUACUGGCAAUAUAAUUUGGUUGAGAUGCUGUGGUUGUCUCCACUUACUUUCCAAAGCAUGAUUGGACAGCUUGACUAAGAAGUUGUGAGGGCCAGUAUUUUUGGUGGCCUAUUAAUUGGGAUCUAGACUUACUUAAUUGGUGCCAGUAUGCUGGUGAUGAUGUUGUCAAUAUAGUCAAUGUUGUUUUAUGUGUUUGAAUAUCACUUGAAUGUAAAAUAUUAACCUCAUUGAUCAUCUUCCAGCAAUGUACAGGGGGUUUUAUCAAAUUAAGCUCUGUUGUGAACAGAUAAAUCGGUAUGAAGUAAAAGUGAUGGAUUGUGAGAGAUAUUGGAUUUUGAGAGAGCAGUGUAAAGGGGUCUUAAUCCUGUUCCAUCACUUCAAAUUAUUUUUCGGUCUCAAAAUAUAAUAACCCCACCAUUAUGCACCUUAUAUUACAUCUAAACAUAAUAGGUGUAAACAUCAAACACCAGCCAGAGUUUUAUCGUUAAGCAAUUAAAAAAAAAAAUUAAGCAAUGGACAGAGGGGUGAAUUUCACUUCGCCUUCAAUAUCUUAAAGAUGCAGUGUGUAAUUUUUAGAAGGAUCUCUUGACAGAAAUUCAAUAUAAUAUACAUAACAAUAUUAUCAAUGGAAUAUAAAGACCUUACAAAAUUAACUGUAUUGUUUUUAUUACCUCAGAAUAUACACAGCGGGUCUCCUUUACAUGGAAGUCACCAUUUUGAACCGCCAUGUUUCUACAGUAGCCCUAAACGGACAAACCGUGCAAUCGAGCACGUUUUUUACUACAUUGUCUCAGAUGAUGACGUGUUUGUCCUGUGGUGGCUACUGUAGCUUCACUAUGUUUGAAAGGGAGGGAUGAGCUGUGGACUGAGCCAUCGGUUUCAAUUCACAAUCUCACCGCUAGAUGCCGCUAACAAUCUACACACUGGACCUUUAAGCAUAUCUGGUGUCCUCUGUAGUUCUGUUGAAUUUGAGAUAUUUAAGGGUUGUUGUAUGGGGUUUCUUAUUACAUUGAAAGGGUGUAUAUUAUUUGGAAUGUUGGGUGCAAUGUCUAUAUUUUAAUGUUUUUCAAAUGUUUGGUUGUUCUGUGAUCAAAGAAUGUAAUUCAUAAGUUUGUCUUUAUUGAAAUCUUCUUUGUUGUGGCUUUGCCAAUCUCUGCAAAAGAUUUUGCACUUUAUGAAAAUUUUAAUUUGUGUUGUACAGUGCCCUCUCUAAGAAUGGGAGACAAAAUGAUAAUGAGGGAGAGGUACAGAAAUGUUACAUUUUAUUAACAUCUGAUUAUGUUUUAACACCUACACUGUAAAAAUAUUUGUUGGUUCGACUUAAAAAGUAAGUUUAUUGGUUACUUUAAAAUUCUGUGUUUAUUCAAUGUUAAAAUAUUAGUUGACUCAAGAAAGUAAAAAUGUCUGAAGUUGAAUGGUAACUUACUUUUUUAGUUGAACCAACUACUUUUUACAGUGUACAUGCUUUACCAACAAAAAAACACAUUUCAUCCUGAUUAAUGCGAGACUCGGACUGCAAGCUUUUCACGUGUGACCAAUUAAUGCAUCAGGAGGACACAGUUCAUCACUAACACGUGAGCCAAUAAUCUCAACAAAAAAAAAACUUUUCAUCCUACCUUCAUUAGUUCUGUUUUUUUCACCUCUCAAAUAUGUCUAGGUUUCUCAAAAAACCUGAGAUAAUUGCAUUUUUGUAAAGGACUUUUGACGGACAUACAGCUGUUUGUCCGAGGGCGAUACUUCCGGGGAUUUGUAAGUUGCGAAAGUGCGGAUAAUAGCGGUUUUAUCUCCUAUUCACCUUUUAGACAUUUCUUGACUCCACAGCAAGCUGAGCAUUUUGCCCUUAUUGCUCCAAUACUUAUGGAGGGCGCUGUAUAUCAUAUCAAUUUAAUUUUCUGUUAUUUGAGGGUUGAAGCCUCAGCUGUAGAGCCAUAAACUGCAUGAUAUGCUGCAGACAAACGCUGUCAUUAUGACAGUUUGGAAACAUAUUGAAGUUCUUCAUUUUGUCAUGUUGGCUAUAAUGUUCACCAAAGUUACACAGAUAUAUAGAGAAGUGCUAUAGCAGUGCUAUUAUACAGUGAUGGUAUCAUAACCAUGGUCUUUAAGUAGCACGGUAUAAAUAAAAUACCACUGUAUAUUGUAGCCUACAUAUGCAAAUAAAUAUGGUAAUACAAUAACCUUUUGUUUCCAUCAAUUAAAUUGAACAUUCUUAUUGUAUCAUAUUACAUUCCACUGGUUAACUUGUCUUCUAUAGGCUAAUACAACUACAGCAGUACUUUGUCGAUUUAAAACACAAUGGUAAUACUUAAUUUUACAGUGUGUCUGUGUGUGAUAUCAAAAGAGCAUCUUACUGUACUUACCAGAAUAUUUACCACAUGUAAUUCAAUAAGAACUUUCAGUUUUUCAUACUGUAUGAGCAGACCUCUAUAUAUGACCCACUUAAUUGAUGUGUGUGUCUGUGUGGGAAAUAAACUUUUACACACAGACACAAAUUUGCUCGAAUGGUUGAAAGCGAGAGAUUUUUACCUAUGUGUAACAGAUCAAACACUGCCAUAGGCCAGUCAUGGGGCUUGCUCUUUCACUGUGGCAUUGGUAUUUAACAAAUACCAACGUUUCUUUUCCUCUGUUACUGUGAGAUAUUUGAAGAGUUUCGUUGCAAAACGAGAUAAAUCCGUUUUUUUCAUUGUUCAGAAAUCUCGUGUUUUGGUUGUGCAUUCCAAUUAAUAUCAAUUCAACUGCAGUUGGUUUGUUUUGAUUUAAACCUUCAUAACUUAAAAAAUACAGCUAAGUAGCACCAUAAAAC